This is a messenger RNA of Aspergillus puulaauensis, 795 nucleotides long. RefSeq names its product HpcH/HpaI aldolase family protein. Lineage: Eukaryota; Fungi; Ascomycota; Eurotiomycetes; Eurotiales; Aspergillaceae. The coding region runs from base 1 to 795 and encodes 264 amino acids. Gene Ontology annotation, cellular component: cytoplasm. The transcript has 3 exons. Gene Ontology annotation, molecular function: aldehyde-lyase activity. The record is from RefSeq and is a predicted model, not a curated record.
AUGGCUCUCUUCCCGAAUAACGUUCUCCAUCGAGCAGACCAGCAGGCCCUCUGUUGUGCGUUUGGAAUCCGCCUCGUCACCUCGCCGGCCAUCGUGCAGCUGGCCAAAAAUGCCGGGUUCGAUUCGCUCUUCAUUGACCUUGAGCACUCCACCCUCACCAUCAACGAGGCCAGCCAGCUAUGCGUAACCGCGCUCCUGGCUGGGAUCACGCCGGUAGUCCGGGUCCCGCAUCAGUGCGGCGAUGGCUUCGUACAGCGCGUUCUUGACGGUGGCGCAAUGGGCGUGGUGUUUCCGCAUAUCCAUGGUCCCGAAGACGCACGAUCAGCCGCCCGUAUCUCGAAAUACCCACCGAAUGGCACGCGCUCGAUGACCGGCCAGCUACCGCAAUUCAGCCUCCUGCCGACUCCCAUCCCGACUGUCAUCGCAGCAGGAAACGCCGCGGCAUCAACCGUGUUCCUCAUGGUCGAGACGAAGACAGCUGUUGAGCCCGCUGUGCUGGACGCAAUUGCUGCAGUCCCCGACGUGGAUAUCCUUCUGGUUGGCGCCAACGAUUUAAGCAUCGAGCUCGGCGUUCCUGGACAAUUUGAGAGCGAAGUCUUCCGCGACGCGUUGCGGGCUGUCAGUCGGGCCGCGGGGAAGCACGGUAAGAUCAUGGGGCUGGCGGGGAUCUAUGGGAAUCGAGAGGUGUUGGAAUGGGCUGUUAGAGACCUGGGCGUUGGGUGGCUUUUGGGCGGGCAGGACUCGGGGGUUCUUGCUGGGGGGAUGGCGAGCGUCAUGACGGGGUUGCAGUUGUAA